AGACAUGGGGGACCUGCCGGGCCUCGUGCGCCUCUCCAUCGCGCUGCGCAUCCAGCCUAACGACGGCCCGGUCUUCUACAAGGUGGACGGGCAGCGCUUCGGCCAGAACCGCACCAUCAAACUGCUCACGGGCUCCUCCUACAAGGUGGAGGUGAAGAUUAAGCCCACCACGCUGCAGGUCGAGAACAUUUCCAUUGGUGGUGUGCUUGUCCCGCUGGAACUGAAGUCUAAAGAGCCUGAUGGGGACAGAAUCGUAUAUACAGGAACAUAUGACACAGAAGGUGUGGCCCCAACCAAGAGUGGAGAACGGCAGCCCAUCCAGAUCACCAUGCCGUUCACUGACAUUGGGACCUUCGAGACGGUGUGGCAGGUCAAGUUUUACAAUUACCACAAGCGAGAUCACUGCCAGUGGGGAAGCCCCUUCUCCGUCAUUGAGUACGAAUGCAAGCCCAAUGAGACCCGCAGUCUCAUGUGGGUGAACAAGGAGUCCUUCCUCUGAAGAUGGCGCUUUCUGAUGCUGUUGGACAAUGUCUUCAGAGAUCCACUUUUAGAUAACCCAGCACAAGCCUUCACCAAGGCACACCACUCCAUUGCUGUCUCCCAUUGGGUGCCAAUUAUCUACUAGCCCUGAUUAUUCUGAAAGUGUAAUUCCCCUCUGAUGCAAUGUCCCUGACAUAAAAGAUCAUGAUGUACCCUGCCCGAGAGACUCCCUUUCUGUAUUCUGUGUUGGUGUUCCUGCCUCCAGUUGUUCUUGGUCUUGCUGGUGACCACUUGGAGGAGCUCCAUGGAAUCCGCAGGCUGUGUCCCACACUUAACUUUUCCACUGAAUGCUGUUUUGUUUCCAAGUUGAGUGCUUCCCUCUUUUUUGUUAAAUGUUAAAUAAAAAAUAACAAUGUGCUUGGGUUCCAUGCCAAGUGUGCAAGGGUAACAUGUAACUUGGGAUGUUUUGCAGCUGUGUCAAAGUAGGCUUUGUGAAAAUGUGAUGCAAACAGCAGUCAAUGGGACUCAAGUGUUGUGCUUUCUAUAAACAGCUCGGCUAUUUCAGGGAAGAAUAAUGACGAAAGAAAAGGACAAAUAUUUAAGAAGAACGUAUUACAACUCAAAUAAUGUAAGGUAUUGUGCUGUGGCCUAGUGGAAGUGGGAAAGAGCCUUGUGUGGACCACUGUUAAACAAGGUGACCAAAGUGACAGGGUUAACUCUUUGGCAAGUGACUGUGGUGUCCAAACAGGCAUGCUGAUGGCCUCCCUACAUUCCCCUUCACUUGAACUUUGUAAAACUGUGUAUGGAACUAUAAUCAACUUUUGAUAUUUCUUAAUAAAGGCAUUGAAAAUCA
Molecule: messenger RNA, 1333 nt
Organism: Eubalaena glacialis (North Atlantic right whale)
Lineage: Eukaryota; Metazoa; Chordata; Mammalia; Artiodactyla; Balaenidae
Gene: CNRIP1
Product: cannabinoid receptor interacting protein 1
Exons: 3
Coding region: 5-499 (164 amino acids)
Biological process (GO): negative regulation of signaling receptor activity
Cellular component (GO): plasma membrane
Molecular function (GO): type 1 cannabinoid receptor binding
Source: RefSeq, a predicted model, not a curated record